Stylonychia lemnae is the source of this 2055-nucleotide messenger RNA. NCBI's taxonomy places the organism in Eukaryota, Ciliophora, Spirotrichea, Sporadotrichida, Oxytrichidae. The record is from the annotation of a GenBank genome assembly.
AUGUCACAAAGACAUUCCUAGAUGAUCAAAUACUUAUCUAAUAACCAGCAGUGCUAGAACUUAAACAAGGAGAAUGAACAACCCUCCAUGAUGCACAACAUGAUGAUGAACCAGGAGAAUAUUCCCAUGUAUCAAAGCAAUCUCAAUACUUAAUAGAAUUACAUCGACACAGCCCAGCAUUUCUAGACUUUUCAAGGUGGGUCAAUGGUAGGUAAGCAAAUGACCUCCGGCUAGAUCCACGCUCCUAGAAACAGCUUCACCAAGCGUUCAUUUGGCAGAGACCUUUCUAACUUGCCACAAAAUGUGUUGAUCGACGGACAAAAGCAAUAAGCAUUUUAGAAUAUUUAGGGAAAACAUCUGAAUUUAAAAACCAGAUCUUACCUUGGCUAAAACCCCAUGAGUGCCUAGGGAAUGAUUCCCACCUCUAAUAGUCUAAAUCAGCCGCAAAUCAUGAGCCAGGCCAAUACCACAACUAACUCACUUGCCAAAAUGAAAACUGUAAGCGAACUCAAGUAAACCAUUCCAGUCAGCAAUAACAGCAACAGUUCUCAGCCAUAAGAUAUCAAAAACGUGCAAAGCAUGAUAAGUAACCUGCACAUCAAUACCUCGCAGAGAAGCUCCAACAGAUUUUUAGAGCGAAAAACUAUAACUUGUUUGAGUUAAGACAGAACCUAAACUAAUGGAUCUACUAGAGCAAAUAUGUCAUUUGGUAGUCAGAAUGCUUAAUCAGUAGUUCCUUAGACCUAUACCACCCAAUUAGCUCAGUAAUUUUCAAUUAGCCAGACUAGAGCCCAAUCCUCCAUAAACACAUAUAAUGGCAUAAAUUAAUCUUAGGCUCAGAAGAAUUUCGCAACCAUUGACUCUAAGGGUCGCCGACUGAAGAAAUUCCAGAAGCAGCAAGAGAUUUUUUACGAGACCUAACUAGACCCAGUAGAUAUUCCCGAUGCCAAAGAUCCACAAAAGUGCGCUGAGUAUGCCUGCGACAUAUUCGACUUUUUAAUAUAAACUGAGACCGAGAACAUCGCAAAUCCUGGUUAUAUGGAGAAACAAGAAGACAUAAAUGAGAAAAUGAGAGCUAUUCUCAUCGAUUGGCUAGUCGAGGUACAUCUUAAAUUUAAGCUGGUACCAGAAAGUCUCUACCUGACGGUCAAUUUGAUUGACAGAUAUCUCGAAAGAUAGCAAGUAAACAGACAGAGACUUUAAUUAGUCGGAGUUACAGCCAUGCUAAUAGCCUGCAAAUACGAAGAGAUAUAUCCACCCAUUGUUAAGGAUUUCGUCUACAUUACUGAUAACGCAUACACUAAAGAAGAAAUACUAUCAAUGGAAAGAGAAAUGCUUCAAGCCCUAGAUUUCAACAUUCAGAUUACCUCAUCAUAUAGAUUCCUGGAAAGAUUUUCCAAGGUUGCCAAAACUGACCCAUUAAUUUUCAAUCUCUCCCGAUACUUGCUAGAGUUAGCACUUGUAAAUUACAAGUUACUUAAAUACUCUCCCUCAAACCUAGCAUCGAGUGCACUAUUCUUGUCCUUAAAAAUGACUAAGCAUCCUCAGCCAUGGACAGAAGCUAUGGUAAAACACACACACUACAAGGAACAAACAAUCAGGCAAGCUGCAAAAGAACUCUUCUAAAUACUAUAAGAAGCAUAGUCAAACUAACUGUAAGCUGUGAAGAAGAAGUUCGCUUUGCCUAAGUUCAAUGAGGUAUCUAAGAUCAGACUUGAGCCUAGCGGUAGUAGCAGUAGCAACCAUAACAACAUCCCUUCAUCAUCUCAAUAACAAUCCCAACACAAUAAUCAGCCAGUAUCGCACCAGCAUUAGCCUCAGCUACAUGCACACAUGAUGCAGCUGUAGCAACAGUAACAAUUGUAACAUAAUCACUAGAAGAACUCUAAGUCUCAAGGCGUCCAUGGAGGCGGAGUCGUUAAUACAGUGCAGGGUAAUAUAUCACAGUAUGUGGACAACAGCACCAAUAAUAUUAGCAGCAGCUGCCAUCAAGCCACUUCCAGCAGUAAACAAAUAGAGAUGGAGGACGAUUGCAAUGCCAAUGCAGUAGAUUGA